Artibeus jamaicensis (Jamaican fruit-eating bat) is the source of this 2801-nucleotide messenger RNA. It is a transcript of the gene WDR89, whose product is annotated as WD repeat domain 89. Lineage: Eukaryota; Metazoa; Chordata; Mammalia; Chiroptera; Phyllostomidae. The record is from RefSeq and is a predicted model, not a curated record. The coding region runs from base 853 to 2013 and encodes 386 amino acids. Gene Ontology annotation, molecular function: protein binding. The transcript has 2 exons.
UAGGGUCGGUCUGGGUGAGGGCCUGGGCUAACCAGGUCUCUCCACGGGCCGCGGCAGUGCGGGUGGAGUCUGGGAAGCCGGAAUUGCUGAGCUUCUGGCCCUGAGAUUAAUGGGGAGGAGCGGGGAAGAGGGGCCACGUGCUGUGGUUUCUGGUGCCCCGGUCCUAGUCUCGGUCAGACCCACACAGUCGUACCCAGAGGGCCGCCGCCACCCCCAGCACUUCCUUUAGGUCAUUUUAAAUGAAAAGUGUAGUGCCCUUCGCCAGGUGUUGAAGGGAAAGUAAGCCAGGACUUUGUUUUCCCCUGCUCCUUCCGUCCCCUCACAUUCUUUCCGACCCCACCUCUUGAGUUUGUUAAUUUUCGAGGUCAGGAAGCACGUUUUCACUUGGGAAACGGCGUAGUACGAGCUAGGAGACCAGCCUCUAUCUUAUGCACUUUACGUGUGUUAUCUAUCUCAUUUAAUCCACAUAGCAGUCAAAGGAAGUGCUUGCUAUUGUCAUUUUCUCGCGAGGAAACUCAAAUUACUAGUCCGCGUGUCUCUUCAGUUUAUCUUUGACUAUUUAAAUUGAAUGAGGCGUUCGAUUUCCACGGACGUGAAAUUAAGAUGUAUUCCUUGUAAAAUGUUGCUCUUGUUUCCUAACUUGAAAUUAUUUCGGAAAACCGCAUAUCUGCAAGUAAAUCUAUUGCUGUUAGCGAGGUAAAAUGAUCUAGUAGGCAUCGAAGUAGGAGCCACUUACUCAGCUUUGGGGGAGUCAGCAUCUUUGCCUCAGCUUCGUCAAGUGCUGAAUUGAAAUCAAUGCCACCCAUGUCGAUUUCCUAGAGAUUUUUACUGCCCUUGAGUGCCACUCCUGAUAUGGAGAAGAUUGAGGAACAGUUUGCUAAUCUGAACAUUGUUCAACGUUCCUCAGGAACUGAAGAGCCUACUUAUCUGCUUGGCAUAGACACAUCAAAGACUGUGCAGGCGGAAAAAGGAAGCUUGGUUGCCGUUUUAUGUUCUAAUGGAUUAAUCAGAAUAUAUGAUAAAGAAAGGUUAAAUGUACUACGAGAAUUUAGUGGAAAUCCUGGACUUAAUGGAGUCAGGUUUGCAAAUUCUUGUGACAUUGUGUAUUCGUCAUGUAUAGAUAGCACUGUAAAAUGUUGGGAUGCUCGAUUAGCCAGUGAAAAGCCUGUCCAGUUGUUCAAGGGUUACCCUUCCAAUAUUUUUAUCAGUUUUGAUAUCAACUGUGAUGAUCAUGUCAUUUGUGCGGGUACAGAAAAAGUUGAUGAUGAUGCAUUGUUGGUAUUUUGGGAUGCAAGAAUGAAUUCUCAAGGUUUGUCUACUACUAAAGACCCACUUGGUGCAUACUCAGAAACACAUAGUGAUGAUAUCACUCAAGUAUGUUUCCAUCCCAGCAAUCCCAACAUGGUAGUCUCAGGUUCAACUGAUGGCCUGGUAAAUGUAUUUGAUAUUAGUGCUGAUAAUGAAGAAGAUGCACUGGUUACGACUUGUAACUCAGUUUCAUCAGUAAGUUAUAUUGGUUGGUCUGGGAAAGAUUAUAAACAGAUAUACUGCAUGACACAUGAUGAAGGAUUUUGUUGGUGGGAUCUUAAUCAUCUGGAUACUGAUGAACCAGUUACGCGUUUGAACAUCCAGGAUGUUAGAGAAGUAAUUCAUGUGAAAGGAGGUAUUUUGGACUACUUGAUUGGUGGCCUAUAUCAUGAAAAGAUGGACAAAUUAUUUAUUGUUGGAGGAACAAACACGGGAAUUAUUCACUUAAUGAGUUGUACUACAUCAGGAUUGAUGCAUGUGGCCAGCCUUAAGGGGGGGCAUGCCGCUACAGUCCGUUCUUUCUGUUGGAAUAUGCAGGAUGACUCUUUGCUAACAGGAGGAGAAGACGCACAGUUGUUACUUUGGAAACCUGGAGCAAUAGAGAAGACAUUUCCAAAGAAAGACAGCAUGAAGGUAUCAUCCUCUGUGUACCAGCGAGUUCGAGCUCAUAGUAAUGAUUCUUAUAAGAGAAGGAAAAAGCAGUGAUGUUGCAUUAGAAGUUUACUUCAUAGAUUUUAUAGUUGCAAAUAAUUAUUUUUGUGUCCUACGUAUGAAAGACAUGUUUAAAGCUCAUUGUAAAAACAAGCCAGUUAGCAAACAGUCCUGGAAAAAUGUUGACAAUGGUUUAAUUCAGUCUUUAUGUAUUUUUUAAAAGGCAGUUGAGUAUAUAAUCAGUGACUUGAAAGUAAAAUUACUUUCUUCAUUUUUAAAACCCAUCUGUUGAGUUAGUAAAGUAAAUGUUGGGUUUAAAAAAAUAGCUUUGAUAAGGACUUUUUAGAAGUAGAUGGCUAAAAAAACAGGUGGUUUGGGGUAUUUUUUUUUUUUUUUACUCAAUUUUUUACAUUUUAAAUCAUCUUUAUUUUUUAAAAAACUAAAUGAGACUUCACUGGAGCUCCAACUUGCUUAAUAUACAUAGAUAACAUUGGAGUAUUUAAAUAUAAAUAUACUAAUGAGUCUAAAUAGAAUUAAACUCUUUUAGAAAUAAAAAGAUUUGCAUCUGUUUAAGAAACAUGUUUAGUAGACAUUUGUAUCUAUACUUUAAUGUUGUAGGUUAAACAGUAAACAGAUAUUAUACUUAUGAAAAAAUGAUCUUCCAGAAUUCAUUUUGAGACUCAAAGUGACUAUAUAAAAAUAAAAGGAUAAUAGCAGAAUGGCUGUUUUUAUUUAAAAAAAUGCUAAUAUUUUGUGAUAAAAUUUUUUUCCAUAGUGUUUCACUCAUAAUUUUGAACCUGAAUUUUUGUUUACUGCUGAUUUUUCAUCCUUUUAAAUAUUUC